GAGAAACAAUUUGAAGUGCACUGUUCUUGCACUGAUUUUUUGUUGCAGUGGAUAAUGCAAAUACAAAAAUUAGAUCUACUAGAUUUAUGUACUUGUAAACUUUUAAAUUAUAGGCUAAUCAGCAUAUGGAUAAAAACGGAAUUCCUUCAUUCUUAUGCAAAUUAAAUUGAAUUUAAAAGGAUUCACCAGUCAAAUAAAAUCCCCUACGGCCCAAAAAGAUUUAGCUGUUUAGAUUCAGAAGCUGUUGGAGAAAGUAAAUCAUAAUUAUUCUUGCCAACUUGUCAAGUUCAGCCAACCGCUCAAACUAAAAGAGAAACCAUGGACUCUGGCUACCCACUCCAAAAUUACCAGCCACAGCCUACAGAGUAUGCACCUGCUCCACAAAACUUUAAAAGUGAGGAUCCACUCUCUGAUAAACCUCAGGAUGGUUAUGGAUACACUCCUAUCUCUGAGCCUCAAAAACAGACAAGCAACAGUGCUAUUGUUGUCAGUUCUCAGCCAACUCCUACAAUUGCUACCAAUAUUCGUCGUGAUGUUGGUGAUCAUUAUUUGGCUUUGUCUAUUGUCCUCACUGUUCUUUGCUUUAUUUGUGGGCCAUGGGUUGCACUCUUUUGUACUGCUUCAGCCAUCGCUUUCUCUAUACAGGCUCGUGAUGCUGAAGCUCGUGGUGACAUUGAGGGUGCACAGCGAAAUUCUCGCUUGUCACUUGGAUGCAACAUUGGAGGAGUGGUCACUGGUUUAAUUGCCAUUGCCAUGUUGCAAGUGAGAGCUCAAUGGACUUUUCUUUUGUGA
Molecule: messenger RNA, 792 nt
Organism: Amphimedon queenslandica
Lineage: Eukaryota; Metazoa; Porifera; Demospongiae; Haplosclerida; Niphatidae
Exons: 7
Coding region: 319-792 (157 amino acids)
Cellular component (GO): membrane
Source: RefSeq, a predicted model, not a curated record